Messenger RNA from Hypoxylon fragiforme, 1083 nucleotides. RefSeq lists its product as uncharacterized. Gene Ontology annotation, cellular component: cytosol. Gene Ontology annotation, biological process: glycolytic process; gluconeogenesis. Gene Ontology annotation, molecular function: fructose-bisphosphate aldolase activity; zinc ion binding. The transcript is spliced from 2 exons. The coding region runs from base 1 to 1083 and encodes 360 amino acids. The record is from RefSeq and is a predicted model, not a curated record. NCBI's taxonomy places the organism in Eukaryota, Fungi, Ascomycota, Sordariomycetes, Xylariales, Hypoxylaceae.
AUGGGGUUAAUGGAUACGCUGAACCUCAAGCCUGGUGUCAUCUAUGGCCAGGAUGUCUUGAAGGUCUUCCAAUAUGCUAAGGAGAACAAAUUUGCUCUUCCCGCCGUCAACGUCACAUCAUCCUCUACUGUUGUUGCCGUUCUCGAGGCCGCAAAGGAGACCAGAUCUCCCGUAGUCAUCCAGGUCUCCAACGGAGGUGCCGCUUUCUUUGCUGGAAAGUCCAUCUCUAAUACAAACCAAGAAGCAUCUGUCACUGGUGCUGUUGCUGCGGCACAUUUCGUCCGCUCCAUUGCCCCCGUCUAUGGUGUCCCCGUCAUCAUGCACAGUGACCACUGUGCCAAGAAGCUCCUGCCAUGGCUAGAUGGUAUGCUGGAUGCGGACGAGGCCUUCUUCAAGGACAACGGCACGCCGCUAUUUAGCAGUCAUAUGAUUGACUUGUCAGAGGAAGACCUCAAGUACAACAUCGACACCACAAGCAAAUACCUCAAGCGAUCAGCGCCGAUGAGCCUCUGGUUAGAAAUGGAGGUUGGCUUAACGGGUGGUGAGGAGGAUGGUGUCAACAACGAAGACGUUGACAACAACUCUCUAUACACACAGCCUGAGGAUAUCCUUGCCAUCUACGAGGCCCUCAGCCCAAUUUCCAACCUGUUCAGCAUUGCUGCCGGUUUCGGUAAUGUCCACGGUGUCUACCAGCCUGGCAACGUGAAGCUUCACCCCGAGCUACUUGGAAAGCACCAACUCCAUGUCUCUCAGAAGCUAAAGGAUGGGCAGGAGAAGCCAGUAUUCUUCGUCUUCCAUGGUGGCUCUGGCUCGAGCAAGGGAGAAUAUCUCGAGGCCAUCUCUCACGGUGUUGUCAAAGUCAACCUCGAUACCGAUCUUCAGUGGGCCUACCUAGUAGGUCACCGAGACUACAUCUUAAACAACGUUGAAUAUCUCAGGACCCAGGUCGGAAACCCCGAGGGUCCUCACAAGCCGAACAAGAAGAAGUACGAUCCCCGUGUGUGGGUGAGAGAGGGUGAGAAGACGAUGAAGGCCCGUCUCAUUGAAGCCUUCAAUGAUUUCAACACGGCUGGAAAGCUAUAG